CUGUUUUGCAAAGCAGCCUGCAACUUGUUGAUCGUCAUUCUUCACUCUACCUUUACUCUACUUUAGUCGCUUUUGGCAAUAACAACCUCAAGAACCUAGCGAUCGAGAUACCUACAAAUUCUUUAGCACUUCUUUCACUACACGCGAAAUGCGCUUAAUAAAGAACAAGGUCGAGCUCAACGGCUCGGGCACCGUCACCCUCUGCCCCGAAGAACCAGAGGACAUGUGGCACGCAUACAACCUAAUCCGCCCCGGCGAUCUCCUGCGCGCCAGCGCCAUCCGCAAAGUUACAACCACCCAAGAUACCGGCUCUACGAUCUCCUCACGAGUUCACCUCAACCUCGAAAUCCGCGUCAAGAACCUCGACUUUGACCCGCAAAGCUCGCAACUUCAUGUUGGUGGGCAGAUCGUCAACGAGACUCCACACACGAAGAUCGGCCAACAUCAUACCCUGGAUCUAGAGUUGAAUCGCAACUUCACGCUCGAGAAAGAGAUCGGGGCCGAUGGGGAGGGUGUGGGUUGGGAUAGUAUUGCGGUCCAGAUGUUGAAGGAUGCAGUGGAUGAGGGUGGGAAUCGGCGGGCUGAGGCUGUGGCUGUGGUUAUGCAGGAGGGGAUUGCGCACAUUUGCUUUAUCGGGCAAUUCCAGACGAUUCUGAAGCAGAAGGUUGAGAUGUCGGUUCCUAGGAAGCGGAUGGGAGGUAGUGAACAUGAUAAGGGCAUGUCUAAAUUCUACCAAACCACGCUAGACACUCUCCUCCGCCAACUCGACUUCAACACCAGCAUCACCUCUAUGACUAGCAGCGAAGGUGUCAGACCAGUCCUCCUCGCAUCCCCGGGCUUCGUCGCCACCAGCUUCCAAAAACACAUCCAAACAGUCGCAACAAACUCACCCGGCCUCAAACGUCUUCUACCCAGCAUCGUUGUCGUUCACUCCGCCUCAGGCUAUCUCCACUCUCUUUCCGAAGUUCUGCAAUCACCCGCCGUGAAAACCAUCCUAGCCGACACCAAAUACGCACGUGAAACCAAGCUCAUGGACGACUUCCUCGAACAACUCCGCAAAGAAACCAACAAAGCCACUUAUGGACCGCGCGAGGUCGAAUCAGCGGUUGACCAAGGCGCCGUUGGUCGCGGGGGUGGUGUCUUAAUCAUUUCAAACCGCCUUUUCCGAUCGCAGGAUGUCGCGGAGCGGAAACGAUGGGUGUCGCUUGUCGAUCGGGUGAGGGAUAUUGAGGGUGGUGACGUUCGUGUUCUUAGUUCGGAUCAUGAGAGUGGGACGAGACUUGAUGGGCUGGGAGGUAUUGCGGCUUUGUGCACGUUUCCGAUUCCAGAUGAGGACUUUUCGGAUGAGGAAUAAGCAUUUUGGUGUUAUUUGCCAUGUUGAAUGAUAUCCGGAAUUAUGUGUCAUGAUAUAUAUAUAUAUCUGGUUUGAGCUGUGGGACUAGACCAUUCUUGCUUGUUUCCGGUUACUAGCGCGAUGCUUGACUGAUCGGGGGUAACCAUGUCUAGAAAGGCAUAGAGAUGGAUUUCUCGCGGCAGGACCAGCCUACCUGUCCUCACUCUAAGCUACUUUCUCCCGAACAGCCCUUUCAACUCCAGCAACACCCACUUCCCCGUCCACUUGCUAUCCAAUACACCCUGUGUAGUCAACCGCUUUUCAGGCUCCUAACGUAACAUAGACUGUAGCAACUCCGUGGGC
Molecule: messenger RNA, 1696 nt
Organism: Aspergillus ruber CBS 135680
Lineage: Eukaryota; Fungi; Ascomycota; Eurotiomycetes; Eurotiales; Aspergillaceae
Product: putative translation factor pelota
Exons: 3
Coding region: 149-1354 (401 amino acids)
Biological process (GO): nonfunctional rRNA decay; ribosome disassembly; nuclear-transcribed mRNA catabolic process, non-stop decay
Cellular component (GO): cytoplasm
Source: RefSeq, a predicted model, not a curated record